Molecule: messenger RNA, 1278 nt
Organism: Aaosphaeria arxii CBS 175.79
Lineage: Eukaryota; Fungi; Ascomycota; Dothideomycetes; Pleosporales
Product: Aldo/keto reductase
Exons: 2
Coding region: 174-812 (212 amino acids)
Cellular component (GO): cytosol
Source: RefSeq, a predicted model, not a curated record
GGCGAGGUUGAAGCUAUGACGCCGAUCUCUUUGUCACUCAACGUCGUACCUACUGAAGCCUGAAGGGCCGCAGUUGCCUUUUAGGAUUUUACCUAUUUGUUAAACUGGCCUUUACUUCAUAAACCACGUUUCUCCUCACAACAACAUACACACACAUACGAGAUCUCUACAACAUGGCUCCUCCGCAAUUUACCUAUGGUGCUGGAAACUUGUCUUACGAUUGGACGCCAGAUACCAUCAAUGAUCUGGCUAAAGCAUUGAAGGAAGCGGGAAUUAACCGCGUCGACAGCGCGGCUAUCUAUCCGUUCACCGAUCCUGGCGGCUCUGAUCGCUUAUUGGGAAUCGGCAAGUUUCCUGAGAAAGGCUUCACUGUCGAUACGAAAGCCAUGGUCUUUGGUGAUGGGAGUGGCACGAUGACGGAGGCUGCCAUUGAAAAGUCUCUUUCUGGCAGUCUUGAAGGAUUGAAGAUUCCAAAGGUCAAUGUGUUCUAUUGCCAUUCACCUGACAAGCAAACACCCAUCGCCGAACAAGCCGCUGCUAUGGAUGCAGAGUACCGCAAAGGCCGCUUUUCCCACCUAGGAAUAUGCAACAUACCAACUGAAAUGCUUGAAGAGUGGAUUCAGGUUGCAGAGCAAAAGGGAUACGUCAAGCCCUCUAUCUACCAGGGCCAAUACAAUUUGCUGUCUCGGACCUACGAAACUACGCUUUUCCCACUCUUAGAAAAGCACGGCAUCAACUUUGCCGCCUUCAGUCCGCUUGCAUCAGGUUUCCUAACGGGCAAACUCACAUUCGCCAAAGGAUCAGAGGACUAGCAAGGUACGAAAUUCGAGGUGUCGGACACCAAUUUUACUGGAAUGCGAUACAGAAGUUUCUACGACAAGCCGGCAAUGCAUGAAGCGAUACGUCGAGUAGCACCUACAUGUGAAGCGCACGGGAUAAGUCUCGGAGACGCAUCGAUUCGAUGGCUGUUGUACCACUAAUAUCUCAAGGACGAACGAGGGGACAACGUUAUCAUCGGGGCGAAGAACUUGCAGCAAAUAGGUCAAUAUGUUGCUGCUAAGAACGCUGGUCCUCUACCCGAUGAAGUCGUGGAAGCCUUAGACGGUAUCUGGGAAGACGUGAAAGAGGAGGCAAAAGCGAUUGUCCAGUAUUGAAGAUCGAUACAGUUGAUUUGACGGAACCGAGCAAGAGAAGCAAUCAUUGCGCCGGAAUUCAGGGUAUUCGUGAAGUUCAAAACCUGCAACAACUUCAUCAGAGAGCUGGAAUCGCAGAUCCGCC